Molecule: messenger RNA, 1892 nt
Organism: Monomorium pharaonis (pharaoh ant)
Lineage: Eukaryota; Metazoa; Arthropoda; Insecta; Hymenoptera; Formicidae
Gene: Rcd-1
Product: CCR4-NOT transcription complex subunit 9
Exons: 3
Coding region: 1-924 (307 amino acids)
Biological process (GO): negative regulation of translation; mRNA catabolic process
Cellular component (GO): CCR4-NOT complex; P-body; CCR4-NOT core complex
Source: RefSeq, a predicted model, not a curated record
AUGAGCACUCAGCAGAGUCCGGCCGCUUUGCAGCAGACAGUCGAUCGCGAGAAGGUCUACACGUGGAUAAUCGAGCUGUCCAAUCCGGAGACCAGGGAGAAUGCUCUCCUCGAGUUGAGCAAAAAACGUGAGGUGGUGCCCGAUCUGGCGCCCAUGCUCUGGCACUCGUUUGGCACCACGGCAUCGCUCCUGCAGGAGAUCAUCAACAUCUACCCGGCGAUCAAUCCAGCAACCCUUACUGCUUACCAGAGCAACCGGGUAUGCAAUGCCCUGGCGCUGCUGCAAUGCGUGGCCAGUCAUCCGGAGACAAGGUCUGCAUUCCUACAAGCACAUGUCCCAUUAUUUCUGUAUCCAUUUCUGCAUACUGUAAGCAAAACACGACCGUUUGAGUAUCUUCGCUUGACAAGUCUCGGCGUGAUUGGCGCACUGGUCAAGACCGAUGAGCAGGAAGUAAUAACUUUCCUUCUCACUACUGAGAUUAUCCCACUCUGUUUACGGAUUAUGGAGAGCGGCUCCGAACUGAGUAAGACCGUCGCAACGUUUAUAUUGCAGAAGAUAUUAUUGGAUGACAGCGGCUUGUCCUACAUUUGUCAGACCUAUGAUAGAUUCAGUCAUGUCGCCAUGAUAUUAGGAAAAAUGGUUUUGUCCUUGGCUAAAGAUCCUUCUGCCCGAUUGCUCAAGCAUGUUGUAAGAUGUUAUCUGCGACUUUCUGAUAAUGCAAGAGCUCUGUUAGCUCUAAGACAGUGCUUGCCUGAUCAACUGAGAGAUAACACGUUUGCAACAUGCUUGCAAGAGGAUGCCUCAACUAAGCAUUGGUUGAAUUUGUUACUGAAGAAUCUGGAGACCGGUCCGCAACAGGGCCCGCCGACUCAACCUGGUCAGCAAGAUCCCAGGACAAUUGGCAUGUCACCACUCACAUCUUAAAUUUUCUUCUUUCUUGAUGAUAAUCAUGUUUGGCAUGUAUGAGAACAAACUUUAAACAUUUCUAUCAAUAUGUCAUUCUAUAUCCUUUUUUUACAAAACGGUGCACGAUAAUGGAUGGUCAUGCCAUUCGCAUAUUGUAAUUACGAAUUGUGCUGUGAAAAUUAGUAAUAAGUAUAUUGUCGGAUUGACAAUUUAUAGACAUUAUUAUCAUUGUAAAUAUGUGUAAUAGACGCUUGUGGCGAAAUCUACCAAUUAUAAUCGGUUUGAUUUCAAUCCAAUUAUCCCUUGAAUUUCAAAGCACCCGACGAAUAGCCUUAAGAAACAUAUACAAAUCAAAAAAGUGUUUUGUACAAGCAAGGUAUUAGGGAAUAAGAAUUUUUAUAUCCGCAAUAUAUAAGGAUUAUAUAUACAGUUUUAACAUAUAAUAAAUAAGAGCUAUGUAUAAAAUUUGCAAGUGUGAUCUAUCAAGAUAAAUCAACUUUAUUAUUAAUUUAUAUUGUUAUAUUUACGCUUAGAGACGCCGGAUAUUUUGGUAGAUUUUACAACAUAGAUGCGUUAUCCAUUACUUAAAAAUUUAUCCCAUGAAUCAGUAUUUGAUUGUUCAAAAAGAGCAUUCUUCAACAAAAACAUAGGCAUGGAAAAAUUUGACCAACAUUAUUCAUUCUCUUUGUACAUUAUUGUCAGCCUAAUUAAAUAUGCAAUAUACAAUGUAUAGCGUGUAAAAUCCAGUCGACAACUUUGAAUCACUGCCUAGAUAUAUAUAGUAGUUUACAUUUAUAAGAAUAUAAUUUGCGCGCGUAACGAGCUAUGUUCGAAAUUAAUCCCGCCUUGUAUUGUGACUGAUCAAUGACGAUGCACUAUGAAAUUACAUCAGGGAUAUGCAAUUCGACUUGUGAGGCUUUUCUGUUCAGUCCGCGAGCAAGUUUGACUCCCAGUAAAAAUAAAAAAUAAACUGAAUUAUUAUCGCA